Diuraphis noxia (Russian wheat aphid) is the source of this 813-nucleotide messenger RNA. RefSeq names its product inositol polyphosphate-5-phosphatase A (gene 5PtaseI). Gene Ontology annotation, molecular function: inositol-polyphosphate 5-phosphatase activity. The record is from RefSeq and is a predicted model, not a curated record. Gene Ontology annotation, biological process: phosphatidylinositol dephosphorylation. Lineage: Eukaryota; Metazoa; Arthropoda; Insecta; Hemiptera; Aphididae.
GCUUUAGGAAACUUUUAUUUUAUACACGAAGCGAUAAAAGAAGCAUCUUUAUGGGAUUUUAAUGAACAAGAGUUUUUACCUGUCACUGAAAAAACCACAUACUCUGGGAAUAUAGAACAUGUUUCCACAAAAGAAAAGUCAAAAUUUCCUCAAGAAUUUUUUCCAGAAUGUAAAUGGUCUCGCAAAGGAUUUUUAAGAACUAGAUGGAAGAUAAAUGGUACUGUAUUUGAUCUCAUAAAUAUUCAUUUGUUUCACGAUGCUUCAAAUUUUACUGCGAUGCAAUCUCACUCUUCUGUGUAUUCUGUCAUGAGACAAAAAGCACUUGAAUACACGUURGAACGGUUUCGUAAUUAUGAUUCUGGAUUUGCUCCAUUUUUUUUAUUUGGAGAUUUUAAUUUUCGCACGGACACUAAAGCUGUUAUAAUGAAAAUAGUUGAGGGAUUGGACGUGGUAAAAGAUGAUGUUGAUAAAGAUAACUUAGUUUUUCAGUAUACAGACGAUUCAAAUGAAGUUAUUUUUACUUUGAGGAAAAAAGAAUUUCGACAUCUGGACCAUCAAAAUACUUUUAUGUCAAAAAGUGGAUCAUGGUUAAAAGAUUUUGAUCAUGAAUUAAAAUCAUUCGAAGAUCAAUUAUUUGAAUUUCCYAUAAAUUUUCAACCAAGUUAUCCAUUUGAAGAAAAUGAACAUGAAGGAAUGAAUUAUAUGCAAACAAGGUGCCCAGCUUGGUGUGAUAGGGUAGUUUUAAGCGCUGGUGCUAAACUUCUAAUAAAUGAAAAGGUAACUAUUAUAUUCAAGCUGUAUAUGAAAUUGUAA